Molecule: messenger RNA, 1440 nt
Organism: Cornus florida
Lineage: Eukaryota; Viridiplantae; Streptophyta; Magnoliopsida; Cornales; Cornaceae
Product: bidirectional sugar transporter SWEET17-like
Exons: 6
Coding region: 180-857 (225 amino acids)
Biological process (GO): carbohydrate transport
Cellular component (GO): membrane
Molecular function (GO): sugar transmembrane transporter activity
Source: RefSeq, a predicted model, not a curated record
UUAUUUAAAGGCAUUCAAUUAUAUAAACCUACCAAUUCAAUAAUGCAAUAUUCAACUUUAAAAGCUAACACACACCACUUAAUUUAUGUUCUCUUCCAAAACCAAACACCCCCCAAACCAAAUAUCCUGGCGCGCGCCAUUCUAUUUUCUUCUAAUCUGAAUUUCUUUUGCAGAUCGACAUGGAAGGCUUGAGUUUCUCUAUUGGAGUUCUUGGCAACAUCAUCUCAGUGUUGGUGUUUCUCUCCCCCAUAUCUACAUUUUGGAGGAUAGUAAAGCACAGAUCGACUGAAGACUUUGAGAGCCUUCCUUACAUUUGCACGCUGCUAAGCUCUUCUAUGUGGACUUACUAUGGUCUCACAAAACCUGGUGGAUUACUUGUUGCCACUGUCAAUGGCUUUGGCAUCAUUGUUGAAGCUAUCUACGUUGCCAUUUUUCUUAUAUUUGCUCCUCAAAAAAUGAGGGCAAAGACUACCAUUCUUGUGGCGAUAUUGGACGUGGGUUUCUUGGCAGCAGCAGUAGUAGUGACUCAGGUGGCGUCUCAUGGAGAUGUACGAAUCGCUGCAAUAGGGUUCGUGUGUGCAGGCCUUAACAUUGUCAUGUAUGGUUCGCCUUUGGCCGCCAUGACAAGGGUGGUGACAACCAAGAGUGUGGAGUAUAUGCCAUUCUUCCUCUCAUUCUUCCUUUUCUUGAAUGGUGGGAUUUGGGCUCUCUACGCUUUGCUCGUACAAGAUUAUUUCCUCGGAAUCUCAUGGUUUGCCUCCCUUCUCUUUCUGGGUGAAGGCUUCACUGUUUCAGGCUUGGUCAGCGAAAUCAAUUUCUCCUACUUCUUGGUUGCCGACGCAUCUGGGUUAUCAUAGUGGGAUGCUCCGUUCUUUGAUUUGUUGGCCCGUGGGGAAGAAAUUUGGGGUACACCAUUUCUGUUGGGUAUUCAAAAAUGAAUGUUGUUAUUAGUGUUUUCUAGUCAUGGGGUUCAGUUUAAGCAGUCCAUGGCCUGGUUGGUGGUUUAGCUCCAUUCGCCGGCGGCGUGCUCAUAGGGUUUGCUGGUUUGCGAUUAUCGGUGGCUUAGCGACUGGGUCAGCUUGUGUUUCUUCGGCUGGGGAUGCCAUGACGUCAUGGCUGAUGUCAUGCACAUUUUUUCUAGAAGUUGUCUUUUGCCUUUUCGUGGGUCAAGGUCAUUAGUGUUUUUGGACUGUGUGUGAGGCAGUGUAAUUUGAUAAGCAAUCUUUUAAAUGCUUUGGUGGGUCCAAAAUCUGACUAUUCUAGAUAUUACAGUGCUCUGUUUGGGGGUACUAACAAUCCCAUUCUCAGUUAUUGUUAAGAAUGAUAUAUUGAUAUUUGGGGGUGUUAGUUUAGAUAGUUUUGUGUUAUUGGCACUGAAUGUAUUUUUCUGUUGUGAUAUGAUUUCAUAUUCUUACCUAUAGAUGCCAUAUGCUUCUUUCU